Molecule: messenger RNA, 1695 nt
Organism: Oryza sativa Japonica Group (Japanese rice)
Lineage: Eukaryota; Viridiplantae; Streptophyta; Magnoliopsida; Poales; Poaceae
Product: myricetin 3-O-rhamnoside 1,2-glucosyltransferase UGT709G2
Molecular function (GO): UDP-glycosyltransferase activity
Source: RefSeq, a predicted model, not a curated record
CCGACCCCGAGACGGACGACCGCAUGGAUGAGAUGCAGAUGGAGAUGGAGGCGCAGGCGCAGGCGCAUGUGCUCCUCUUCCCGUGGCCACAGCAAGGCCACAUCAACCCCAUGCUCCACCUCGCCUCCGCCCUCCUCGACGCCGGCCUCCACGUCACCUUCCUCCACACCGACCACAACCUCCGCCACCGCUUCGCUCGACCCCAUCACCCAACCCGUCUCCGUCUGCUGUCCAUCCCCGAUGGCCUACCCGACGACCACCCCCGCGCCGUCGGCGGCCUCAUCGAGCUCCUGGACUCCAUGCGCACGGCCAGCAGCGCCGCGUACCGCGCCCUGCUGCUUACCGAGUCCUCCCGCUCCCGCCCCGACUCCCUCGACGACGCUCCGCCACCGGUGACCUGCGUCGUCGUCGACGGCGUCAUGCCGUUCGCCAUCACGGUGGCCGAGGAGAUCGGCGUCCCGGCCCUCGCGUUCCGUACGGAAAGCGCGUUCGCCUUCCUGGCGUAUCUGUCCGUGCCCAGGCUCCUCGAGCUCGGCGAGACCCCCGUCCCUUCCGACGAGCAGGUGCGCGGCGUCCCAGGGAUGGAGGGGCUCCUACGCCGGCGAGACCUCCCGCGUGUAGUGCCGACGAAACAAGACGACGUCGGCGCAGAAGAAGCCGAUCCCGUCCCCGUGCUGCUGACCGUCGCCGACACCGCCGCCCACUGCCGCAACUCACGCGCGCUGAUACUCAACACCGCCGCGUCCAUGGAGGGCCCGGCAAUCGCACGCAUCGCGCCGCACAUGCGCGACGUCUUCGCCGUGGGACCGCUCCAUGCAAGGGUCGCCACCAAUACCAUUGCACUAGAAAAACACGAGGACGACGACGAGGACGACGACGACUACGGCUGCAAGGCGUGGCUGGACGGCCAGGACGACCGGUCUGUGGUGUACGUAAACCUAGGGAGCCUCACGGUCCUCUCCAGCGAGCAGCUGGCCGAGUUCCUCCACGGCCUCGUCGCCGCCGGCUACGCCUUCCUGUUCGUGCUCCAGCCAGAUAUGGUGGCCAGCUCGUCGGCGGUGCUCCAAGAGGCGGUGGAGGCAGCCGGUGAGAGGGCGCUGGUGGUGGAGUGGGUGCCCCGUGACGUGCACUACGUGCUGCGGCACCGCGCGGUGGGGUGCUUCCUGAUGCACGGCGGUUGGAACUCGAUGCUGGAGGCCGCCGUGGAGGGCGUGCCGGUGGUGUGCUGGCCCUUCUUCGCCGACCAGCCGGUGGUCAGCCGCUUCGUGGCCGCCGUCUGGAAGACGGGGCUGGACAUGAAGGACGUGUGCGACAGGGCCGUCGUGGAGAGGAUGGUGAGGGAGGCCAUGGAGUCCCCCGAGAUCAGGGCGUCGGCACAGGCCAUGGCACGCCAGCUUAGGCUGGACGUCGCCGCCGGUGGCUCGUCGUCCUCCGAGCUGCAGCGCCUCGUCGGCUUCAUCAACGAGCUCAGCGCCGUGCAUGUUCGAUCUAGAGACGCCGACGAGAAUUCAUCGCCCGCGGUUUCACUUCUCACUUGAUCAGUGUCGAAAUAUGAAUUCCGCAAUAAUAAAAUGGGGUAGCGCACGAGACCUAAAAGUGAAUGGAUGCGGAGACAAAGGAUUUAGACAGGUUCAGGCCCUCUCGAUGAGAGGUAAUACCCUACUCCUGUUCGGAGAUUUGAAUCCGCCGGGUGAA